Trichobilharzia regenti is the source of this 946-nucleotide messenger RNA. NCBI's taxonomy places the organism in Eukaryota, Metazoa, Platyhelminthes, Trematoda, Strigeidida, Schistosomatidae. The record is from the annotation of a GenBank genome assembly.
UUUAAACUGAACUCCGCAAUUCAAGAGUUGAUAAAUUAGCAAAAUAAAAAAUGAACAGGUUGUCAAUAAAUGCUGUGUACAUCUUAUCCGUUUUUAGUUGUCUGAAUUACUGUGGAGAUGCAUUUAUAGAAGAGUAUUUCGUGGAGAAAUUCUGUCAAAAGACAAUUAAUCUAGCACUACCGAUAGAGUCGACUGAAGUGAAUAGUGAUCACAUUGAUGGAAUUAUCAAAGAUGCCUGCUCUAAUAUACAUAAAAACGAUACAGAAAUGGAAAUUUCAACGUGUAUCAAUCAAACGAAAGAAUAUCAAGGGAAUUUCUCUUCCAAAGAUUUUCACAACUUUAUCACACAACAAUUUUGCAAUGAUGGAUCCAAUGAUCAACAAACUGUUGAUGAUCUAUCGUCUAUUGGUUGUAGUGAAUGCUUGGCUAUGAUUAAUUUCACUUUAGUUAUUCUUCACUCACCCAUGUUGUUGGAGAGAAUUACAGAAGCAAUAGAUAAGACAUGCUAUUUUUUGAGUUUUAUCUGGACUGAGUGUGGACAGUUUGCCACUAAUGGUUUCCUCAUGUACGCGGAUAAUCUGAAGAAGGGUGAAUCACUACAAGUUUGUCAGAGUUUGAAUAUAUGUAACAACAGAAAUCUUUCAGAAAACAGCGGUAAUCAGUCGCUUCUAAAUGAACAAAAAUAACAAGAAUUCUCAGUGUAAAACAAUAGAAACUAUCUUACGAUAAACCAAUUUGUGUUUAAUCUGACAUCCAUCUCUGUUUUAUAAAAUUAUUCCCUUUAAGUGUUUUUUUGACAAUAUUACAAGCUGAAUAGUUGCCGAUCACACAUUUAGAGCCACUCAUCAGUGCUUAGUCGCAUAAUCAAACGAAACCAAGCUGUGGGAUCUUCAGAUUUUUCACUGUGGAGACUUUACAGCUUCCCCACUGAGUUGAAUUUAACCUG